Messenger RNA from Volvox carteri f. nagariensis, 1848 nucleotides. RefSeq lists its product as uncharacterized. The transcript is spliced from 5 exons. Bases 1 to 1506 code for a protein of 501 amino acids. The record is from RefSeq and is a predicted model, not a curated record. Lineage: Eukaryota; Viridiplantae; Chlorophyta; Chlorophyceae; Chlamydomonadales; Volvocaceae.
AUGCAUCACGAAAUGGUGGUUGAAGAGCAGCCGCCUGGCGGAAGCAGCGCGAGUGGUGGCGGUGGCGGUGGCAGUGGCAACGGUAGCGGCAGUGGUGUCCCUGGCGGAGGUAUGCCUGGACAUGGCAACACGGUGGCAGGCGGGGCAGGCGGCACAGAGCAGCACGCGUCAUCAUCAUCGGGCUACAAUGUUCCCUUGGCGCUUGCGGCGGACACGCUGCCACCGGAGGGUGUGCAGUUCCAGUAUGCGCCGGGCGUCUACAUCACGUUGAAGCCACCGGCACAAAAAGGCGGCCCGGUUCGGCUGGUCAAGGUUCGCUUCAAUCGCAAGAUGUUCACGGAGCAGUCUCAAGGCCAGGCCUGGUGGAACAUGCACAGGGCGACACUGGCGGAGAUGUACGAGCUGACCUUCGACAUGGGGAACAAGGCACCUGUAGCACCAUCAUCAUCACCGCCGGGGUUGCCGCCGCUAGCUCCUGGUUCACACGGCACAGUUCCCCCGGCCGCAAUGCACACCCGCGGCAUGAGCACCGACACACAAGGGACGAGCGCCGGCAGCACCGCGGCGUCGGGGAGCAGUAGCAUGUACUUCUCCGUCCCAGUCAGUAACAGCCCCCUUCACGGGGGUGCAGCCUCUGGUGCCGCUGGCGGGGGCGACCUUGCGACGGGUUCAGCGGGGGCCAUGUGGCGUUCUGUCGCGUCAGCAGUAGCUGGCGGCGGCGGUGGCGGUGGUGGCGCCGGCGGCGGCGGCGAUUUCGAUAUGAGUUGGACUGAGCUGAACUACGACAGCCAGGCCAUGAUGGUGUUGCCGCCGCCGCCACCUGUGGGGACUAUGGGGGUGGCGGGGUCCCCUGCAAUGCCGCAGCGACGCGACCACUCUCGGAACAGCAGCCGCACGGCCAGCGGCGGCUCAAGCCAUGCAGGCGUAUCGAGGCCGCCCUCGCAGCCGUGCCCAGAGUCACCCGUGUUUGCCUUGCAGCAAUUUGGUUCGGGGGGAAGCGGCUCGGCUGGCGGUGUUGGUGUUGGUGUUGGUGGCGAUGGCGGUGGCGGCGGCGGAGGGCCAUUAUACCCAGCGACUGCUAGCGCCCUGGCGACGGCUGCUGCCGCCGCAGCGGUGCAGCCGUACUAUCCCUCUCACCAGCGUGCGCAGUCUGGUGGCGGGUCGUCUGGCAGGUCCGGACCGCCGCAGCGGCUUUUCUACAAGCGCACCGCCUUCCACGGCCGCUGCCUAUAUGCUCCUAAAUCAACACCUUCAAUUCGGCGUGCCGCCGCGGGUAGCUGUUAUGUUGGUAAGUAUCCUGCACCGGGCUAUCUGGCGACUCGCGAGGAUACCAGGGUAAAUCAGGCGAACUCAAGACAAAGGGCGCCGACCAAGCCCCUCGCAACAACUUGUCAACCAAGAGCUACUCCCGGCAAAACGGACUCCCAUCUUAAGCUUCGCCAACUGCGGGAGGCCGAGAUAAAACCACCUUUCCUACUGACCUACGGGCCUCGCGAACCCAACUAGAAUUCACCCCGCCCACCGACAAGCCACAGAACCCGCUGUUCAGGUGCCUCUACUCAAGGCCGAACCAACCCAACCACCCGCGCGGUGCCCGCGCGCUUCACUUACUUGCAUGGAUGCCGUCGGCCCGCAAUGUCGAUCCUCGCGUCGCCGUUGUUGUUGUCUUUUCAUAUAUAAGAGACGGCGUCCUAUUGUAGGCAAAACCAAAGAUAAAGGCAAUCUAACAUCACUCGUCAAGCGAUUUGGACCUCGACUUUCUCUAGUCUUUCUAGUCGUCUAUUUUCUGUAACCUGUCUUAAUAAAGCUUAGUUGGUAUCUGUUGUCUGACUCUGCAUUCUGUGCUGG